GACAGCUGGGUCGUAGCUGGGGAGAACUAAACAAUCUUUGACCUACUUACAGACAAUGUUAUUAUCUCCAAGAAGCCCAAGGUUCGGAACUUAAGAUCAAAGGAAUAUCAUCGCCUUUGGAUAAGACUCUUUACUUUGUUCCGAUAGACUAUGUCCCAGUAUUCACACAAUUACCUUCUAGUUCCUAUCCCGGAAUACCCUCUUGUGGACUGCGAUCCGAACAGGAACAUCAAGAUUGUGGUUCUUGGAGGUAGCGGAGUUGGAAAAACAGCGCUGGUCGUCAGGUUUCUCACAAAGAGGUUUAUCGGGGACUAUGAAGCAAACACUGGAGCCUUAUAUUCAAGAAAGGUUACAAUCGAUGGCGAACAAAUCUCUCUCCAGGUGCAGGACACACCUUUUGUCUCAAUGGAGGAUGAAACGGACAACAUCUCCUGCCAGGAGCAAAUUAACCGGUCAAUCUACUGGGCAGAUGGUUUUGUGCUUGUCUUCUCAAUCACUGAUUAUAACAGCUACCGGGCGAUCAGGCCCCUAUACCAGCAUUUACGUAAAAUCCACCCUAAUACCAAGAUUCCCCUUCUUCUGGUGGGAAAUAAAGCUGACCUCCUGAGAGCCAGGCAAGUGGCAUCCGAAGAGGGUCUUCAACUGGCCAAUGAACUGAGCGGGACGUAUGCAGAAGUAUCUGCCCGGGAAAACUAUGAGGGGGUUUACGGUGCUUUUUACCAGUUGUGUCAAGAGGUGGGAAAGAUGAUCUUUAGCUGCAAUGGGGAGAAACGGAGGGGGCUUCAUCUUGUCCGCCCCAGAUCGCCUAACAUGCAGGACUUGAAAAGACGUUUCAAACAGGUGUUGUCUUCUAAAGUGAAAUCCACGACCACCGUCUGACCUUAACCACAGCCAAAAAUGAUCAUUCAUCAGAGCCUCAUACAAAUGCAUUUUUAUUAUAAAACAUUAGAAAUGUUUUCUAUUUGAUACAAGCUGGGCUGGAUAUUACUUGUGCCAUAUUGCACCCAUAUGCACAACCAGUGUUGGGAACUAUUCUUUUACUUUGUGGCAGCAGUUGGUGGAGCUUAGGGCAUCCAAUUUUGCAUACUAUUUUAUUUAUACUGUAGUUACAAGUUACACUUUUUUUGCUUCAUUUUGUAUUAUUUGGCCCAAAGAUGUGGAUAUUUGAUAACUUCUAAUACAAAUCCUUGUUGUUUGCACAUGAGCGAAAUGGGCACAAUAUAACCCGGCAGUGUAUUUGGUAAAAUGAGACAUCUGAUAAUAUUUACAGUGCAGGAAUGCACACCAUGGUGGUAUCCCUUGGUAUACAUGGCACUGUGUAGCAUGGAGUUAAUGG
Molecule: messenger RNA, 1336 nt
Organism: Spea bombifrons (plains spadefoot toad)
Lineage: Eukaryota; Metazoa; Chordata; Amphibia; Anura; Pelobatidae
Product: ras-like protein family member 11A-like
Exons: 4
Coding region: 151-879 (242 amino acids)
Molecular function (GO): GTPase activity; GTP binding
Source: RefSeq, a predicted model, not a curated record